Messenger RNA from Schistosoma curassoni, 4629 nucleotides. The record is from the annotation of a GenBank genome assembly. NCBI's taxonomy places the organism in Eukaryota, Metazoa, Platyhelminthes, Trematoda, Strigeidida, Schistosomatidae.
AUUCUAAGUGGGUUCGAUUAGGUGGUAUAAUUUCUUCUUAUUCGUAGUCAGUUAAGUGUGAAGCUCCAUUUGCAAUGACAGACUAGCUUCUUAAAUGGCUAAGAUAAAAAAAAGCAUCAUUACGAUCCAUCGUUGGGAACUCAGUUUUAUAGCUUGGAUGUGCGAUUUUUCAUAGACAGUAAUAUAUACAGUAUUGAUAAUCAUGUCUGUUCAUCUAUGGAUACCUAGAAUGAUGAUUUCUUCGAUGGACAAGUGUUAACCCUCUUUUAUGUGCCACUGUACCGUUGUUCCUUAACAGUUAUAAUUUUUUUUACAACAAACUUAGUUGUCUUAGCGAAUUCGACAUAGGUUGACUGUUAGCGAUCAUGCCCAUUUAUGUCAGGAUGAUAAAUGUUUUAACACACGAUCUCACUGUAUUACAAGGGAGUUUUUUGGUUGUCCACGUAUCGUUAAAAUGUAAUGAGGAGAAAUAUCCAAUUGUAUUGUUUCUCAUCAUUUCAGGCAUCCAUAGAUUAAGGGUUUUUGUGCUGACAAGUGUUUAAACAUUGCUUUAUAUGCUUUUAUUACUCAACCAAAGUUUAUACCCACUAUGCUUAGUUCAAUGCACUGGUUACUUUAUCAUUUUAAAAUAGGUCCGAAGUGCAUCAUGUCAAUCCUUGUAAAAUAAGUAUCUAUGUAUGGAUCGUUAGGUCAUACUCUUGUACUCCUUUUACUGGAUUUUUCACUUUCAGUAAGGGAAGAGAACCAAAUUUCAGAUGGUAUUUUUUAUAAACUUUCGAGCUGUUAAAAGUUGAGCUACUCGUAAAGCAUAAUUAUAUCAAAUGCUAGUGCUCUUAUUAUAGCUAGCCAGUAUGAAUUUUUUGAAUCAAUGUGAUGGAUGAUACCGACUAUUAUGCCAGUUAACGGUAGUACUCAACCCGAUUUUGAUUCGUAGAUAUAUUUAUCAAAAUAAUUUUAUCAUUAGAAAUCAUUGUUGUCUGUUGCAUCACUUCGAGUUGUCCUUGCCAGUUUAGACCUAUCCAAAACCGUAGUUACUUCUGAUUCAUCCAGCUUAUGUCUUGGCUCAUAUCAUGGUUCCUUUCUCCCCGAAUUGUGUUAAGUUUUUCAUUUUUUAUUGGCGAAUUUUCGAACUACAUGUCUUCAUGAAGUAACUUUUUUUCUUCAUGACAGACUGCUUUUAAACUUAUAUGCCACCAACGAGAAUACUAUAAUGGAGGAUGUACAGGGACAUAAAAGGGAGCGCGGAGAGAAAAUCCAUCGAAAAAAGAAGAGUCGAGAUUAUGAGGUUACUGAUCAAACUGCUAGUCGCUUCCUCAAUCAUUUUUCGGACAACAGAUAUGAUAACCAAGAUAACGGCUGUCAUGACGCCGAGACCACUGAAGGUUAUGCUGACUUUAACGCUACCAAAAGACCUUACUCUUCAAGUCGAGUUGUUUAUAGGGAUAGUGUAGAAAAGACAUACCCAAACGAAAAAGCAGAACGACAUAGGUCGAAGAAAAAACCACCGAGACAUGAAAAUGUGUCGAAUGUGGCUGGUAUGGAACGCAAAUAUUCUGUCGAUCAAUAUCAAGAAAGUAUCCAUAGUUAUGUCAGUGACAAUGAGAAUCAGUACAGAAGUCGCACAGGUUCUCGAAUUUCUCAAAAUCAAGUACCAUAUCAUCAAGAUGAGGAGAGUGGAGUGUCUGGUUCUAUUCGUUAUGAUGGCUCAGUACCACCUUCUCCUCUUUCAGGCAGCAUUCCCAUUUCUAAUGGUCGUUCUGAGGAACGUCGAGAAUCUUCCAUGGGUUUACCCACUAAUCUACACUCUGAAUCCUAUUCGAGUUACGAACAACGCUUGCUAGAUGAUGGACAUUCCAAUGCAUUUGUUGGGAGUGGACGGGGAUUUUGGAAUCCUGAAUUCGGACAAGGCCAGCAUGAACUCGUACCUCACCAAAAUCUACCUGAGGUUUCGCCAACGAAAAACGUACUAUCAAAGUUAUUCGCUUCUUUUAGGCGACGCAAGCCGAAAGCUCAUAUGUCACAAAUUACCAAGCCGUCUGAUAGUUCUACAUCAGUUUGCGUUAUUAUGCUUGAUGGUGAGGAGCUUGUUUUCCAGUUGAGUCGUGAUGAUAUCGGUCAAGUUCUUUUCGAUCAGGUGUGUCAGAACUUAGAUCUUUAUGAAGCCGACUACUUUGGAUUGACGUUCGUCAGUAACAAAAUACGUACAUGGUUUUGGCUGGAUUUACAAACCAAGAUUGGAAAACAGUUGCGAGAUAACGAGCAACGGUUAUUUUAUUUUCAAGUUAAAUUUUACCCUCCUGAGCCAUCCUUGUUGCAAGAAGAGUUGACACGCUAUCAGCUUACUUUACAAAUUCGACAAGAUAUUUACACUGGGAAACUUCCUUGUUCGUGGGUUACACAAGCAUUAUUAGGUUCAUUUAUGGUACAGGCAGAAUUAGGCGAUUUUGAUCCUGACAAACAUAUUGGGUUAGAUUAUUUAAAUGAAUUUGAAUUUGUACCAUCACCUACACCUCAAUUGUUGAAAAAAAUUGUGGAAUUGCAUAAAACCCAUACUGGUAUGAAACCGAAUGAAGCUGAUAUUAAAUAUUUAGAGACUGCUAAACGGUUGGAACUAUACGGUGUUGAUUUACACCCGGCUAAAGAUACGGAAAAUGUAGAUAUUUAUAUUGGUGUUGGUUUUCAUGGUGUAGUUAUUUACCGUGACCGACUGCGUAUUGGUCGAUUCGCAUGGCCUAAAGUUCUACGUAUAUCGUAUAAAAAAAAUAAUUUCUAUUUAAAAAUUCGACCUGAUUAUUCAGAACCUGUAGAAGCUAUUGUAGGCUUUCGUUUGUUAAAUCCACAUUUAGCUAAUCGACUGUGGAAAGCUGCCGUCGAACAUCAUGCAUUUUUUCGACUGAAAGAAACGCCAGCACCUAAAAGACCUUUAUCAACACCUAGUUUAAGUAAAUCACAAUUUCGUUAUACAGGACGAACAUUCUUCCAAUAUCGUACAACGAAUAUUGAUAGGCCACAUCCACGGUUUAAUCGUUCAAUGUUGAAGCGACGUACGGCAAGUAUGCCUACUGGUUUAAAUGCAGCUAUGAAUAUGCAUACAUUAAACAGAGCACAUCCACGUGAUAUGACUGUAGGCAAAAUUCAAAAUAAUGAUCAGUUACAAGGAUUACGAAGAUUUGGUUCUGUUCAAAUGGGUAGUGGAGUAAAUGGGAAUAGUAAUGCAACGCAAUUAUACGGAACUGUUCCACGACAUCAUCCAUAUUCUGAGUCUGUUGUGUCUGAAGUACAAGAUGUACAGUCUCAAAUGAGUAAACAAUAUAGUGAUGGUGUUUCAAAUAUUUUAUCAUAUGGGUCUGUAAACGAAAGUUAUGAUAAUGAAGCUCCUUAUAAUGAUUAUGUAAAUUAUCGACACUCUGGAAAAGGUAAACCAGACGAAAUGUUGUCUGUUACAGGUGGAUCUCAAUCAAGUGAUUAUCCUAUUAUUCAACAUGGUCAAAACGAUCGUAAAGGUAGACAUCCUUCUGAGAUAUCAAAUUCCAUAAAUGAGCGUAGACCGAAUUCUCCUAUAUAUGCAAAUACUAAAACACAUCGUCAUAAGAAGCAUCAUGAUGAGUCAUCAACGAAUACUGUCCAACAAAAAGAUAAUUACACUUAUGAUCCGAAUACGAGAAUAAGCAAUUUGUCAUCUAGUCAUAAGCCUCCUGUAGGUGGUGUGCCAGUAUUCGGAGGUGUAAUGCUUCCUAAUAAUCACCAUAAUCAGGAAGUAGAUAGGUUGAAACGAUCUGAUCAACUGCGCCCUUUGAAUUCCCCUCAUUUUAAGAAGAAACAACAAUAUCAUUCAGAAGAGAAUGAUGAUGAACAAACUGUAACGCUCACUGAAGAUAAGGCUGAUCAUAAUCAAUACAAAUCCAGUUCUAAACAUCGAAAACAAUUACAGACCGAUCAUUACAGUGCAGUAUCUAAUCAUAAUAGACCUAGACAUUCCGGACGAUCACCAACAAUGAGCAAGUUGGUGUAAGCUUUAAGCAAAAGCAGUCAUCCAGUACUUUAUAGUCUUGCAAUAGCUGGCAAACUGAUUGAUCAUCAUCGAAGACAAUCAGGAAACGUAGAAGGCAUGUUAUAAUUCGAAGAAAACCCACCACGUAACAAACUUUAUUAUCUGGUCGUCGUUCUCUUCUAUUAUACAUACUCAGCGUGGGGCUUCCAUUUUUUUGAAAACAUAUUUGAUCCUUUCCACAGUUUUUAUUUGUUAUGUGAUUGUUAACAGGUUUUUUAAAAUAUUUUACCCUCUGUGAUUUACAUAACAAUUAUUCAAACAAUAUUUGAGACUUUUUUUCGCACUUAUCCAUUCAUACGUAGUAUACACACGCACACUUACUUAUUGUACCACCCACUAUACAUUUAUUGUCCUUUACAUAUUAUUUUAUGCUUAUUAUGAUUACUGUUUUUCUCUUUGAAUAUUUUUCCCAUUAUCUCAUUCCACUUUUUUAUCAAGUUAGCGUUGAUGAUUUGCUCAUGCAUACAUAUCAUUCUUAUAUAUAUGGAAAAUUAUUAUCCGUUUUUAAUUUCUCUAAAUUUGUUAUUUGUACAUGGUUUUAUUUUUAAACCCAACAUACCAUACAUUCAUUUAUCUAG